Molecule: messenger RNA, 1294 nt
Organism: Rhinichthys klamathensis goyatoka
Lineage: Eukaryota; Metazoa; Chordata; Actinopteri; Cypriniformes; Leuciscidae
Gene: cishb
Product: cytokine inducible SH2-containing protein b
Biological process (GO): intracellular signal transduction; phosphatidylinositol phosphate biosynthetic process
Cellular component (GO): phosphatidylinositol 3-kinase complex
Molecular function (GO): 1-phosphatidylinositol-3-kinase regulator activity
Source: RefSeq, a predicted model, not a curated record
GGUGACGAUUUUAUGCAGAAAAAGAAACCUUCAGGAAUGGUUGCAAGGGGUACAAGAGCUCAACAUGAGAGGGACGAAUCAGAAGUUAAACAAAUCCAGCAGUCCCAAGCAGGGCCAUGGGCCCCGGCUGAGGACCUGCGUUUCAUCACCACCACCUUUCAGCACCUACACACUUCAGGAUGGUACUGGGGUGGUAUGACAGCCAGUGAGGCAAGGGAUGCCCUCAUUGGAGCUCCAGAAGGUACUUUCCUUGUGCGUGACAGCAGCCAUCCACUCUACCUCUUUACCCUCUCCGUGAAGACCCAGAGAGGCCCUACUAAUGUCCGCGUAGAAUACGACAGUGGCCGAUUCCGUCUCGAUUCCAGUUUUCCUGCACGAUCUUGCCUGUUGUCCUUUUCUGCUCUUCCUAGUCUUGUGCAGCACUAUGCAUCCACGAGUCAAGAGAAGGAUAGGAUGGCAGAAGAACAUUGCAUGGUGUCAAAGGACAAAGGCAUUCUGCUGAAGCUCAAGAAGCCUCUCCACAGGCCUCAGGAUUUUCCAACAUUACAGCACCUCACACGCCUCACUAUAAACAGACACACUGAUUGCCAUACACAGCUGCCGCUGCCACGGCCGUUGUUGCUUUACUUGCAAGAAUAUCCUUUUCAGGUGUGAGGACACUUUGGAAGGACACCGGUGCAUUUUAGGGGGUUCGUUUUUGCAAAGUCGUGGAUGAAUUAGCCAUGAAGUCGCAAAUCUUCCUGCUUCCUUUCUGCUUUUGUUAUUGUCAUAUGAAGAGAUGCGCAUUUGUGCAAAUAAACAAGGACUACUUUGUGUACAUUUUUAUUUUUAAAUAUCUGUAAAUAUAUCUCUUUUUAGUAAACCAAAAUGUUUCUAUAUCUUUCUGUGCUUCCAAGUUUUCAUGGAGCUCCAACUCCACAUACAUACUAAUAUCACCACAACAUUGAGAAAAAAAAAGAAAAUAUCAAAACCAGUAUUCUGAGUAAUACUAUGUCCCUAAAAGUGUAAUUUUCUUCAGAAAGCAUUUGUGUAUAUAUUUAUUUAGAAACAAGCUGAUAAAGGAACUAUAUUUCAGUUACAUAUUUGUCAGAAACCAUCACAGAUGUCUUGGCAAUACUGGACAUGCUGUCAGUCCUUAGGCCUUUAUUUGACACAGAAUACAUUUAAUCACACAACAUCAUUCCAGGAAAACCUAAGGGCUUUUUUCCACACACCAAACACACUAAUAAAAUUCAGGAUAUAACAUAACAAAAAGAAAUGAAUAAAUAAAUUAAAAAUAAAGUCUUUGAAUGUG